GAGAAGUACAGGAAAGUACAGAGAUAGCGUACAGAAUAGCUAGAAAAUGGUUAAUUGUUGACUAUGAGAAUGGCCAGCCACAGUACAGGUACAGGCCAAACAAUGGCAGAUAAGAAUGUCGAAUGGUAUGCGGUGGUUGGUCGAGGUUUCAGGAGAAUAUGGUUACUGGCAGGACUCUAUCUGUGUCUAUAUACUCUACUGGCAGCCGUGCAUGUACACUACACACCACUCACCACACUGCCAGUCUUUCUUUUUUGAUAACAAUCUGAAAUGAAUUGAGGGCUAUACAAUGAGAGGUAUCAUU
Molecule: messenger RNA, 304 nt
Organism: Aspergillus glaucus CBS 516.65
Lineage: Eukaryota; Fungi; Ascomycota; Eurotiomycetes; Eurotiales; Aspergillaceae
Exons: 1
Coding region: 64-258 (64 amino acids)
Source: RefSeq, a predicted model, not a curated record